AUGCUCAGAUCAAACGCUGCUUUGUCGGAUACCCACACUAGGGAUAUCUUACUUAGCUUUAAGGGCAAAGUCUACACUACCUCCGCCACCACCACCAUUAGUCUACAGAAUCAAAGAAAGAACUGCAUAAGGACAUUUUGCUUGACAAAUUAUUUGCCAAUCAUCCUUCAGGAUGUACUGUGCUCUGGUUUAAGAGUCGUACUUCAGAGAUCUGGUUGGACACAGGACCAACUACACGAGAAUCUUAGUCGUUAUGAGUAUGUUUUACUCAUAGAUUUGUUGAAGAAAAAGCGCAAACUCGACCUGUUCGUAAAAGAUAAGCUGGAGCCACCAACUUAA
Molecule: messenger RNA, 339 nt
Organism: Striga asiatica
Lineage: Eukaryota; Viridiplantae; Streptophyta; Magnoliopsida; Lamiales; Orobanchaceae
Source: the annotation of a GenBank genome assembly